This is a messenger RNA of Neltuma alba, 1216 nucleotides long. Its product is annotated as ethylene-responsive transcription factor ERF013. The coding region runs from base 91 to 747 and encodes 218 amino acids. The record is from RefSeq and is a predicted model, not a curated record. Gene Ontology annotation, biological process: regulation of DNA-templated transcription. Lineage: Eukaryota; Viridiplantae; Streptophyta; Magnoliopsida; Fabales; Fabaceae. Gene Ontology annotation, molecular function: DNA-binding transcription factor activity; DNA binding. The transcript has 2 exons.
AGGGCAAAAAAGAGAGAAGUUUUCCACAAGAGAGAGCCAAGAGAGACUUCUUGAAGACACCCUUAGCACAAAUCACUGAUCUUGAAGAAAAUGGUGAAGAGAGAAGCCAAGAUCCAGGAGGAAGCGUCGAGGGGGAAGCAGAGCGCAUCAUAUGGGAAGAAGUACAAGGGAGUGAGAAUGAGGAGCUGGGGAUCAUGGGUGUCCGAGAUUAGAGCACCUAACCAGAAAACAAGAAUAUGGCUAGGCUCUUAUUCAACUGCUGAGGCAGCAGCCAGAGCCUAUGACGCUGCACUUCUCUGCCUGAAAGGCUCCUCUGCAAAUCUCAAUUUCCCUUCUUCUUCUUCUUCGCACUUCCAUAUUCCUCAAGACACUCUUCUGUCCCCUAAAUCAAUCCAAAGAGUAGCUGCAGCUGCUGCUAAUGCUCGUGUUGAUAAUGCCACCACCCCACCUUCUCCUCCUCCUGCUUCAGCCUCUUCCUCAUCAGUCUCGUCUUCAUCAAUGCUUUCCUCUUCCUCUGAUCUGGUUGAUGAUGACGCUUCAUUAGUCUCAUCCUCUGAGGCCUUCUUUGGCUAUGAUCACCCCAAUGAACCAAUGGCUGCGAUGGAACCUUGGUACGGCCUUGAAGGGCUACAAUCCCCCAAAUAUGUGGAUCAAAUACUAAGGGGUGCUUCUUUUGACUUCUAUUCACCCCAGCUGCUCGAUGACCUGUACGACGAAACCAAUAUCAGUCUCUGGAGUUUCUGCUGAGAGAUUUUCAAGCCAACGCAAACUCCUCCUUCCUAGUUCAUAUUACUGACUGUGACUAAAUUUAUGUCGUAUAAAUGUUGAAGAAACUCAUGUAGAGAUGAGACAGAAUUUGAAGUCUCUGAUGUGAAUUUCUGCACAUUUCAAUUUAGGCACCGUCAUUACGGCUUCCUUUAUUAUUUUGAAUAAAUGGAAGCAAUAUUGAGUCCUUUGAGGAUGGUGGGAAAGCUCUUUAUUAGUUGCACGACAAGAUGCAAGAGAACCGCUGUCUGCUCCUGCGUGCCAAAAGAACCGUUGUACAAUGUGGAAACUUGAAAUUAUUGGGAAUUGUGUCCUUUGUAUAGCAUUGUCUGCUCUCCUGCAUGCCAAGAGAACAUGGGGUUGUGUGUCGUUGUUUCGACUUGUAAGUUUGGUAUUGCCUUUCUAUGUGCUUUACUUCUCUAAUUAGAAACUGGGUAUAAACCCUAUAGUU